AUGUUGGGACCGUUCACGAUCUUUGCCAUGUUUCUCUAUGUCCUGUUGUGCUCCCUGGGCAUCAUGGCUAAUGGCUUCAUUGUUGUGGUACUGGGAAGGGAAUGGGUUCGAUGCCACCGGCUGUCUCCCUGUGACAUGAUCUUGAUCAGUUUGGGUGCCUCCCGCUUCUGCAUGCUGUGGGUUGGAAUGAUACACGACUUUUACUAUUUUCUUCAUCACCUACAAUAUUCCAAGGAGCCUGCCCGCCAGUACUUUAGAAUUUAUUGGGAUUUUCUGAAUUCGACCACAUUCUGGUUUUCUGCUUGGCUUAGCGUCCUCUUCUGUGUGAAGAUUGCAAACUUCACUCACCCCAUUUUCCUUUGGCUGAAGUGGAGAGUCAAGGAACUGGUACCCUGGUUCCUACUAGUCUCUCUGCUAAUCUCUUUCAUUGUCACCAUGCUGUAUUUUGUGGGGAACAAUGCUUUGUACCAGGCAUUCUUCCAGGGGACAUUCUCUGGGAACAUAACCUAUCAUAGUUUCACUAAGAAUCUAGAAAUCCACUAUUUUUUCCCUUUGAAACUCAUUACUUUGUCUAUCCCCUGUUCUAUCUUUCUAGUCUCAAUAGUUCUUCUGAUUACCUCUUUGCAGAGACACUCCUCUAAAAUGCAACAUGGUGCCCACAGUACUCAGGAUUUUAGUACUGAGGUUCACACCAGGGCUCUGAAGUCUCUGGUCUCCUUCCUAGUCCUUUAUGCCGUUUCUUUUCUUUCUUUGAUCAUUGAUGUUACUCUCUUGUCUGGACUUGAGGGUCCCUGGUACUGGCCAUGGCAAAUUUUGAUUUACCUGUCCACAUCGGUUCAUCCCUUCGUCCUGAUCCUUGGCAACUCCCACCUAGGAGGGGCACUCAGGAAGCUUCUUCUUCUGCCUAAAACCUUCUGGAAUGACAAGAGGAUGUCAUCUCCUAUCUAA
Messenger RNA from Vombatus ursinus (common wombat), 948 nucleotides. RefSeq names its product taste receptor type 2 member 41-like. Gene Ontology annotation, molecular function: G protein-coupled receptor activity. NCBI's taxonomy places the organism in Eukaryota, Metazoa, Chordata, Mammalia, Diprotodontia, Vombatidae. The transcript has a single exon. Bases 1 to 948 code for a protein of 315 amino acids. Gene Ontology annotation, cellular component: membrane. Gene Ontology annotation, biological process: detection of chemical stimulus involved in sensory perception of bitter taste; sensory perception of taste; G protein-coupled receptor signaling pathway. The record is from RefSeq and is a predicted model, not a curated record.